Dicrocoelium dendriticum is the source of this 2183-nucleotide messenger RNA. The record is from the annotation of a GenBank genome assembly. NCBI's taxonomy places the organism in Eukaryota, Metazoa, Platyhelminthes, Trematoda, Plagiorchiida, Dicrocoeliidae.
GAUAAUGUUUUCCGUCAUUUUGAUAUAUUUUUGUAUGAGCAGUGCGAGUUUCGCAGAAGAACGCUUUAGUGAAGAGGUUCUCAUCAAAGAGUUAGGUCAUGGUUUCACCAGCUUCCACUUCAACUUUGUGUCCCAGAUACCGGAAUAUGAACAUCGAGCGCAGCAUCAUAACAUUGUUCCUAAAGCAUUCCUAGAUCUUUUGUCAAAAUAUUCUGCGGACGAGUUGCAUCUAUCCAUAGUUAGAGGCUAUUGGGAUGACGAACAUUGGGGAAGAAACUUUGUCAUGGUUGCUCCAACAGGAGCGGAACUUUGGGCAUGGUUUCACCGUGCUACGAAGAAUGUUGAUCAAGCGUGGUUCGAGUUAGCGCAUGCAGUUUCUGGACUCUUUUGCGCUUCUCUGAAUCGUAUGUCCAGUAAGGCGAACUCCGCCGGUCCUCAAUGGUCGUACAGACCCGUUGGAAUAAGUGAUCUAUUGAACAAUGAUACUGGCAGGCUUCGUUAUGCUCAAAUGCCAGGCGAAAGUUUGUGCAGUGAAAACCUGACUCCGUGGAUCAAGUUGUUGCCAUGCAAAGAUCUUAAGGGUUUGGCUUCUCUGUUAGUUCCCACUUCUUUGUUUCGAUCCAACUACCUGUCCCUGAGGAUUGGACUUCGUCGAGUUUGCUGGGAUCAUUCUUGUACGUUGCUUGGCAUCGAAGCUGUUCAAACUUUGACUGUCGUGUUCGAUCGCAGGAUCCUUUACAGAGACUUAAAUCAACCUUGGUCCUUUAAAGGUUUGCUAGGAUCCACUAUGAAGGGCACAUGCGACGCUGCACAUUCAAGCCGCGUGAUCGUGAUCACCUCACCGGUGGAACUUAACGUAUCUCGGUGGGUCCCUUCCGGGAAGAACCAUCUCCAGGAUAAUCGGGUCCAGAUGACCGCUCUCUCUUCCGAUCUGUUUGACGACCUCGAUGGACCGGUUCUAUUCAGUGUGGCUCCGUCUCCAUCCACCACUUCGCCGUCAGCCUUACCCUUGCUCUCCGUGUCCAAGUACCUCACAGGUUCCGGUGUCGCCGAUGGUGGUAUUCGGGUAUUGUUAACGAGUCGCUGUGAUUUCACCUUGAAGGCAGUGUACUUGGACCUGGUUCCAUGGUACCUUCAAGUGUUGUUCAGCAGUCUCAGGGUGCAUCAACGCAACAAUUCCUCUGGCGCAUGGACGCUUGUCGACCCAGUAAAGAUGAACCUAGUUCCCAACUUGUCUCGGCAGCGCAUGGGCACUAUUGAACUGCUUCUGUCAAUUCCCCCCACUUCUCAAGUCUCCGUGUCGUACACAUUCCACCGCGUAUUGCAACGGUGGGAUGAGUAUCCACCGGACGCAAACCACGGCUACUUUCUGCCGGCCACCUCGAUAUCUUACCAGGUACCCAAACGGAAGUUUAUCAAUGGACUCCGGAACACUGAUGCUGCGUUCCGUGAGCUGGCUCUGCCUAACUGGGCCAGCACUUACACCCAGUAUUUCAACGAUUCUUCCAAAGACACAUCGUUCCGCCCAGGUGACGGAUUUUUCCGCGUUCACAGCGCCGUUAUACUGAUCAGCAUGCCAACUCCGGACUUCAGCAUGCCUUUUAAUACACUGUGCAUCGUGUGCUCAGUAAUCGCCAUGUUAUUUGGCUCAGUUAACAAAGCCACUGCAGGUCACUUAACCGCUCGCCCACCUUCGGAAAGUGAGACCACGAUUAUUGGUUUUACCACGAGACGACCAUUAAGCGCGUUCAGGCUAGUCUCGGAUGUUUCGCAGACUACGGCAUCCAAAGGAUGUGGCGGAUGAGAAAAAGUCUCAAUGAUCAUCGGUCCAAAGGACGAAUAUGAUGAUACUUUUCUUGCCGUGUGGACUGGCCUAGUAUUCUACUGUUGAUAUCAUGGAAUGUUUUACAGACUCGAACACAACUCCACGACGAAGUAGAUGAUGUGGCUGUGGUUAUACUACUGGCCUACAGAAUUUUUUACACACCUGUGGUACAUAUGUCGUAAACGUUCCUUUCAUUUCUCUACGCUUUCCACGUGUGAUUCUGCUUACUCUUAAAUUUUCGCUACUUUGUGGGUAAAGUGUAGAUAUGUUUUCUAAUACAUAUGCCGGUGCGAAGGCAAUCUUCCUGGCCUGCUGCUUUCACAAUCACUCUAGUUUGUUCUCCUCCAUUUUCUUUCGC